UAGCUACUACUAGUAAAGAAGUGCGUACUGGAAACAAACCGUUGGCAGUGACGGGGGCGCGUGUUAGUGGGAUUUGAAUCGCUUAAGCCAGUCCGCUGGGUGCGUUGUGAAUUUUAUAAAGUAUCAGGUAGGGGGGAUAGGCAACGCGGAACAGUGACCCCCCCCCUCCCUUAGUCGUGAUCCUGGUACGCGCAGGGAUAUUUGGAUCUUCUCUGGAUCAAAAUACUAGGAGCUAAGAGGCAGUGCUGUCAGUAAUUGAGCUCAGAGCUGGGGAGGGCGGUGGUGUGUGGCUGCUGCUGAUUAUCGGACUAAUCACCACACGCAUAUACACCGGAUUUAUUUCGCCUUAACUACGCUUUUGCUGCUUUUUAGGCUCGUGAAACUCGGAACCCGGAUUUUGUUUGGACUCAUUUACGGUUACCCAUUUUAUCUACAUGGAUACGUUAGUAUAAAAGCACAAACUGUUUUUGUUUAUAUAUGUCUUCGGGUGAAUUGACGCGGCAACAUCAAGGAGAAAUACCCGUGAGGAUCGAUCACUCGGACGCCGGCGCCUCGUCUCGAUUUUGUUUAUUUUUCUUUCUUGAGGAUUUGAGUGAAGAUGCUACUCUCUAAAUUUGGCUCCUUGGCUCACAUUUGCAAUCCAGCCAGCAUGGAUCACCUGCCGGUGAAAAUCUUACAGCCAGUGAAAACCGAGAAGGAGCCCUUUGAGAAGGUUUACCAGGUUGGCUCUGUGCUGGGCAGCGGUGGCUUUGGCACGGUAUACUCUGGCAGCAGGAUUGCAGAUGGCUUGCCGGUCGCUGUCAAGCAUGUAUCUAAGGACAGGGUCACGGAUUGGGGCACUUUGAACGGAGUGAUGGUGCCCUUGGAGAUCGUCCUCCUUAAAAAGGUGGCCUCUGGCUUUCGAGGCGUGAUUAAGCUGCUAGACUGGUAUGAACGCGCUGACGGGUUCCUGAUUGUCAUGGAAAGACCCGAGCCGGUGAAAGAUCUCUUUGAUUUUAUAACGGAGAAGGGCGCUUUGGAUGAGGACACGGCCCGUGGCUUUUUCCGUCAGGUGUUAGAGGCUGUCCGGCACUGCUACAGCUGCGGGGUCGUUCACCGAGACAUAAAAGACGAGAAUCUGCUGGUGGACCUCAGGACCGGCGAGCUCAAGCUCAUUGAUUUCGGUUCCGGAGCUCUUCUCAAGGACACAGUGUACACAGAUUUCGAUGGAACAAGAGUCUAUAGUCCUCCAGAAUGGGUCAGAUAUCACAGAUACCAUGGAAGGUCAGCAACUGUCUGGUCAUUGGGAGUCCUUCUUUAUGACAUGGUGUGUGGCGAUAUACCAUUUGAGCAGGAUGAGGAAAUUUUACGGGUUCGCUUGUACUUCAGAAGACGAAUUUCCUCAGAGUGCCAACAACUUAUCAAAUGGUGCCUUUCUUUGAGGCCUUCUGAUCGACCAACGCUUGAACAAAUUUUUGACCAUCCAUGGAUGUGCAAGUGUGACCUAGUGAAGUCAGAGGACUGUGAUUUAAGACUAAGGACCAUUGACACUGAUGCAUCUAGCACAAGCUCAAGUAAUGAGAGCCUGUAAAACUCAAAGAAUCUUUCAAAGAGAAGGGAGCAUUUGUCAGAUCAAUGCUGCUGCCAAUACUACACGGGAGAGGCUGAAGCAUUGUCUACUCUACAGAUAAACAUUUUUAAAAAAAAGUUAUUCCUUUUUAGUUUAUUCCACCCAAAAUUACUUGCAAUUAUUGCCCCGGAAUGAGACUUCAUUACAAAAUGCUGAUCUGCAAGUUGUAGGCCAGAGCUUACACAAAGGACUGACCUUAUUUACAUAAGAAAAGCAGUGACCUCUUGAAUACAUAGUAUACGGUUUGCUCUCAUAGAGCCUGGACUAGAUUUUUAUUUGCUUUUUGAGUGCCUUUUUGAAAGCUGCUUCAGUGGGACAUUAAUUUAUAUAUAUAUAUUUUUUCCAUAUGGCAAUGUAUGUCCAAUGAAGAUCCAUGCCAUUAUAGGGUUUGUCUGGCAUAAAGGUGAUGUGUGUUGGAUCAGCUCUCUCUGUAAAUCUGAGCGUUUGGAAGUAAUGCUACCCAUAUGGAAAACACGAACACCAGUAUAUUGCGAAACUUUUGUUUUUUUUUCUUUGCAUCUCCAAAAUGUUUCAUGAACUCUGUAGAAUAGAGGAUUGUUGUGUGUUUUAUUUAUUUCUUUGUAGGAACACUAAUCCCUCUCCAUUACUACCACUGGGCACAACUAGGCCUCUAAUUUAAGGCCCCCUAACCAUGUCAGCCUGCAAGUCUUAUGUAUGGGCAUGUUAAAUGCACAAUCAAUGCAAUAUUCAAGGACCUUUUCCAUAAGUUAUUUUCCUUGUAUUAUACAGUUAUUUAUUGCAAUAUUUCUAGAUGUAACCCAUCAUUAUUUAUUUGAUUAAUUUAUUUGUCUAGAGUUUAUCCAACACUGCUUCAUUUUCCAGUAGUUUAUUUUUACCUUUUUUACUCUGCAUUCCACUCAUCUAUUUUUAUUUAUUUUUUUUUCUCUCCCCUCCUCUCUUCACCCUCAUUGUUUAUAAACCAGCCUUUUUUUGUUGGGGGCAGGGUAAUUGUUGUAAAGAGUUUAAUUUGAGUCCUAGAAUGAAUUUUAAAAUUGUCAUAAUGCCUAUUGUGUCUAGUUAUUCUACCUUAAUUAAAUAGUUUAUACUGGGCUUUUUGCAAGAUUUUAAGUUAUUGGCAUUAUACAUUCUCCAUGCAUUGGCUCUGGGAGAAAGUGUAGAGUCCUACAUUUUAAUUUAUUUUGAUAGCUGUGUUCCUGUGAUCUAGUUGCAUUUAUGCAGCUUCAUUUUUUAUUUUAUUUGUUUAACUUAAGUGUGAAAUGUAUGUAUAUCAUAUUUUUUAUACAAGUAUUUCAAUUAAACUUUUUUUUUGUAUACAA
Spea bombifrons (plains spadefoot toad) is the source of this 2907-nucleotide messenger RNA. RefSeq names its product Pim-3 proto-oncogene, serine/threonine kinase (gene PIM3). The transcript is spliced from 6 exons. The coding region runs from base 599 to 1570 and encodes 323 amino acids. Gene Ontology annotation, cellular component: cytoplasm. Lineage: Eukaryota; Metazoa; Chordata; Amphibia; Anura; Pelobatidae. The record is from RefSeq and is a predicted model, not a curated record. Gene Ontology annotation, biological process: protein autophosphorylation; regulation of mitotic cell cycle; negative regulation of apoptotic process. Gene Ontology annotation, molecular function: protein serine/threonine kinase activity; ATP binding.